UAAGUCCCAUAAUGUUUAUUUUUUAAUUUACUUGAAACAUCAUGCUAAUAUUAUUUUACAGUCGGGCAAACGCACGGGCAUCUAUUACUACGUGCAUUUGUGAUGGCGGAUAAACUUGUUGAUGUUGAGUUGGCAGUUUGGCAUAAGCGUAAAUUACUUUUACUGUCCUCAGUGAUUUCUUUUAAGAGCUAACUUUGCCUGCGCGUUAUAUAAUUAUUUUUUGUCAUUUCAACUCGCUGUUAAAGGCCACUAGUUUGCUGGCGGUCCCGUUUUGUGUUUGUACGGUUGCCACGCCGCAGCUGUGCAGCACCAGCAGCAAUCAGGGUUCACUUCAGUCCACGUUAGCGAGACAGCUCAAACAUCUCGGGCUGCACUCUGAUCGACCUGAAGAGUUUUCUACUGGCUUUUGAAUUUUUAUAUAUAUUAUCAGGCGUGCUGGAGGAACAGAUGAAGCUGCUGUCAUGACAAUGAGGAGAGUGAACGUAAUAAUCCUUUUGCUGCUGGCUGUCGCCUUCCUGAUUAUAGUUCAACGUAAUCUCCUUAACCUCAGUGACAUUUUACACAAGGAAAACCCAGAUGCUGGGAUGAUUCUCCCCUUUGAAUCUGAGUUAUCUCCGGACCUCAAAGUAGAGUCAGUGAGGAAAGGAGAGGAGAUCCCUGUCCUCAUCACUGCUGCUGGGGAAAGGCUCGGAGCUGUGGUUGCUGCCAUGAACAGCAUCUACCAGAACAGCAAAGCCAAUGUCGUCUUCACUAUAGUGACCUUGAAUGACACUGUGGAUCACCUCAAAGUGUGGCUAAGCAAGACGCGGCUAAAAAAAAUAAAAUAUAAAAUUGUUAUUUUCAAGCCGGAACUCCUCAAUGGGAAGAUAUCGAAAGAACCUGAGACGCUGGAAGCUGCUAAACCGUUGACUUUUGCCAGAUUUUAUCUACCUGUAUACAUACCUGAGGCAGAGAAAGCUAUCUAUUUGGAUGACGAUGUCAUUGUACAAGGGGACAUUCAGGACCUUUAUGAAACCAACCUCAAACCAGGCCAUGCAGCUGCCUUUUCUGAUGACUGUGAUUCAGCAUCUGCUAAGGGCAUCAUUCGAGGGGCUGGAAAUCAGAAUAACUAUAUAGGUUUCCUGGACUUUAAGAAGGAUGCUAUAAAGAAGCUGGGGAUGAGGGCCAACACAUGCUCCUUCAACCCGGGGGUCAUCAUCGCCAACCUGACUGAGUGGAGGAGCCAGAACAUCACCCGGCAGCUGGAGAACUGGAUGGAACUUAACACAAAGGAGGACCUGUACAGUAAGACACUAGCAGAGAGUAUCACCACUCCCCCACUUCUGAUUGUUUUUUACAAACGUCACUCUACGAUCGACCCAAUGUGGCACGUCAGGCAUCUUGGCAUGACAGGUGCUGGAAACCGCUACUCUUACCAGUUUGUGAAAGCUGCCAAACUCCUCCACUGGAAUGGACACUACAAGCCCUGGGGGAGAACAUCCUCCUUUUCUGACGUGUGGGACAAGUGGUUCAUUCCAGACCCCACAGGGAAAUUUAAUCCUGUGCGAAAACACGCAGAGGACAACUAGAAAAAAUUGAUUUCAGGAACUUUUGAGCAGCCAAGCCCGCCCUGUCCCAGCAGGACCACGCCUUGCGAUAUCUCAGGAACUCUGUAAGGACUUUCACUUGCCAGCUUUGUAUUGAAUUCCACCAUCCUUCGAACAUAUAGACCUGUAUACUCUCACAUUCCCUUCGAACGCACCGUUUUGUUUUCAUAACCAACGCAUCUUAUUUUUGCUUCGAGUGCUUUCUUCAGUCCAGAAACUCGGUGCUCCUGAGAUUGCUUUGACCCACACUACUCUGACUGUUUUUCUACCGAUGAUAGGAGCAGUUUUGGAAAAUAUGACCUCGAUAGACUUGUACGCAUCAAUCCCAGUUAACAGUAAUGAACUUGUUACAAUGUACUAAAACAUAAAAACUGAAGCCAUGGUCAGACUGUUGAAGGUUUAAGUAUGUUAACAUGCAGACUAAUACUGACUAGUUUACUUUGAGUCCAUAGUUACCUCAGCUAUAGUGGUACAGCACACAGUUUGUAACUAGUUAAUGUGUUCCUCUCAGUUAUCAUGUCAGUCGUAAUUGUAACAUUAGCCAUGCAGAUGCCUCGUCAUUACCUCAAUUCAGUACUUCCUGUGGAAAAGUGGUGUUUUAUACUUAAUUGCACAAACUUUUUAAAAACCAGAUCUUUAUAGCCGCAGUCUGUGUGUUUAAGUGUAUAUUUUACACCACAAACAGAUCGAAAAUGCUAUUUAACUCCCCCUUCCUCUAUAAUACUAUUAUUCUUAAUGACAUUAAGACUAAAGCUAAUGGUGUGCUGCUGUUCUGAUUGCGCCUCUCAGUUAAUACUGCCAUAAAUGAACAUUGAGUACUGUUCUGCCUCUCAUGCUGAAAUAUUAAGGAUAGUGGGCUUUUCAUUACUUAAUGCAGACCACUAAGCAAACUGCACCUCUGCAGAGGUUGAAUUUAAUGUUUGCACAAUAUUCUCAUGCUUUAUAUUCCCUCAGUCAGGAUUUUAUACAUGCUGAAAAGCAUUUGCCUUGCUGGUGUAAAUAUUUGUCAUCCUUUGUAUAGUACGUGAAAUAAAACUUACAUUUUUAUCAUUUAAA
This is a messenger RNA of Centropristis striata (black sea bass), 2642 nucleotides long. It is a transcript of the gene glt8d1, whose product is annotated as glycosyltransferase 8 domain containing 1. The record is from RefSeq and is a predicted model, not a curated record. The transcript is spliced from 9 exons. Bases 462 to 1568 code for a protein of 368 amino acids. Gene Ontology annotation, molecular function: glycosyltransferase activity. Gene Ontology annotation, cellular component: Golgi apparatus. NCBI's taxonomy places the organism in Eukaryota, Metazoa, Chordata, Actinopteri, Perciformes, Serranidae.